GGAGUUCAGCCAAUCGCCGCGCUCCGAGAGAGCAGGCGCCGGUGGGCGGGAUCCCGGGGCGAGGGCCUGCGGGCCGCUGGGAGUGGAGACAUCGGUGCUCCAGGCGAGUGAGCGGGCGGAGGACGGGGUCCGGACGGUGCAGUGCGGGCUGCGGCGCAGAUGUCAUGUGGCCUGUGCUCUGGACCGUGGUGCGUACCUAUGCUCCCUAUGUCACAUUUCCUGUGGCCUUUGUGGUCGGGGCCGUGGGUUACCACCUGGAAUGGUUCAUCCGGGGAAAGGAUCCCCAGCCCGCGGAGGAGGAGAAGAGCAUCUCUGAGCGCCGGGAGGACCGCAAGCUGGAUGAACUGCUAGGCAAGGACCACACCCAGGUGGUGAGCCUUAAGGACAAGCUGGAAUUUGCCCCUAAAGCUGUCCUGAACAGAAACCGCCCGGAGAAGAACUAAUGGAGGACACAGAGCCCCAUGGGUCCUUCUGUGGGCCAUGAGUGGCCCUGCCACCGUGUCUACCCGGCCCCAGAACCCCCAUGUCAUUUGCUUUGUUGCUUCUCCUGGCCCUUCCCACACCACCCAGCCUUGCACAUACUGGCUGCUGUUCUGUUGCCAGGCAGACACGUGAGCAGCCGAGGGGCCAGCGAAGAGGAAAGGCCCUUGGGGGUUCUGGCCUGAAGGUUGCAUCCGUUGUGUGGUGCGCAGGCUUCUGCGCUUCUGGGCGUGCUGCUGGGGGAAGUGUUAUAAACGAUGGCCGUCUGCUUCUGCGGGGAGGCUCUUCGGCCUCGGCGGGGAGGGGCUGGAGUUGGGGCUGCCUUAGGAGGCAUGCCUGCAGGCCUAGUUCCUGUGUGCACUGGGAAGAAUUCAAAAAGCUACCUGGCUUCUUUCACUAGUUUGCCCUCUUCCUGUGCUCAUUCUUCCUGAAAUCCUACCCUAUCAGGUCAGGAAAGAGACUCUUCGGGGAGGAAAGCCUUUUUCUGUUCUUGGAAGUCCAGGCAGUUUGCCUUGGGACAGGUGAAUUUGCUUGAAAACAGUCAUGAUUUUUCACCCCUCCCCCCCCAUCACUGUAUGGUACAAAACUUGAUUAAAGUGGCAUCUGAGAA
This is a messenger RNA of Acinonyx jubatus (cheetah), 1090 nucleotides long. It is a transcript of the gene SMIM12, whose product is annotated as small integral membrane protein 12. The record is from RefSeq and is a predicted model, not a curated record. The transcript is spliced from 2 exons. The coding region runs from base 165 to 443 and encodes 92 amino acids. Lineage: Eukaryota; Metazoa; Chordata; Mammalia; Carnivora; Felidae.